Molecule: messenger RNA, 2979 nt
Organism: Rhinolophus ferrumequinum (greater horseshoe bat)
Lineage: Eukaryota; Metazoa; Chordata; Mammalia; Chiroptera; Rhinolophidae
Gene: IL18BP
Product: interleukin 18 binding protein
Exons: 5
Coding region: 1570-2313 (247 amino acids)
Biological process (GO): T-helper 1 type immune response
Molecular function (GO): interleukin-18 binding
Source: RefSeq, a predicted model, not a curated record
CUGGCAGAUGGGGCCCAGGGCAUCCCUGGGUGAUUGUCCUCACCGCCUGAGGCCAGUGCCCUGCCCCAGCCCUUCUCAUGGGCCCUUUCCAGCUUUGGCUCUUACCCAGCUGUGGCUUCCCGUGGUCCCGCACUGCUCAUGCCCGUCCUCAGAGAGGGAAUGGGGACUAGUUGAAGGGUCCAGGGAUCAUCCUUUCAUUUUUGUCCCCCCAACCCCCACACUAGGCUCAUGUGACAAGUUGAGACCAGGCUGUCCAAGGCUCUCUUGUCAUAUUUCACCAGACCUGAGUCCUAUGACCUUCCAGUGGCCCAACUUUGCUCUUUGUGACACUGAGGAAGAAUCCUGUCUCCUCUCCCUCCCACCCCCACGGCCCCCAAAGGACCAUGUCUCUCAGAGCUCCAGGCGGCCUUGCCUCCUGACCUAACUGCAGGGAUGACUAAGGAAGUUUCCCUGUGUCCUGCAGCCUAGCAGCUCAGGAGGUAGGGGAGGAAAAUGUCAAGUAGAGCCUGGAAAAGAUGUGAUUUUCUCUUGUGACUAAAUGAGGAAUAUGAGUCUGGUUUUUACACACACACACACACACACACACACACACACACACACCUCGGGACUGCAGCACGUGGUGUUCUGACACAUCCUCUAAACCCACUUGCGUGCCCUGGGCUCCCCAGCUCUGCCCUCCUCCUGAUCACAGAAAUCACAAACCUCAGACAUCAGGGCUUGUCCUUCACACGUGAUAAACGCAUGCAUUGGGUCCCCGUCCUGCUCUUCUUGCUUCCAUGACCCUGGCAGUGAGGCCUCCUUCAGUUUUGCGUCCCAGGUACCUCACUCGCCGUACCAUGGUCCUGGCCUGGCCACAGCCCCAGCUCCACUUGUUCCAUCAGCGACCCGACUGGUGUGUUUAUAUAGCUCCGUUGCUGGAGCCAGUGCUGGGCUACUCCCCCUCUUCCCUGGGAAGUGUCCACUCCUCCUUUUAGGACCAGCGUUCCAGCUCGUGUUCCAAGCUUGGCUCUGAGAGGUUCCUGCAGACAAUGCCAGAAAGUACUCUCAGCGCAGUUCCUGUGGUGCGGCUUGUAUGGGGCCAGACACAGCUGAACUGAGCCAUGGAGCUCCGAGAAGGGAUUCUGAAAACCAGGGCUCUUCAGGCUUCUUGGGAUCCAGGUAGGGGGAAUUUGGACUUCCUGGUGAAGCUAGACGUGUAGCUGUGGCCCAGGGGCUGGGAUGAGAGGAGUGAGAAGGGCUCGUGGUGGUGAUGGAUGGGUUGGCAUGGUUUUGGGGACGACAAAGACUAUGAUGUGAAUGGGCGGAUGUAACAUUGAACAUGAAAUGGUCAAAGUGAUCCAACAGCUUGAGGUCCCCAGUGCCUGGGAGAGUUGUCCCCUGGGAUGUCAGCGUGGCUGUGAAAGAGCAAGCAGACCUGCCCGUAUAGAAGCAAAGGCCAGGCUCUGAAGAGCAGAGUUGGGCACUCGCACUGAAGUCCUGACCCUUUGCUGGGAUGGAAGAAUUGAUCUGGGAGAGACUCGUUCAUUCACACCUGUUGUGACCCUGAAAAGGAGUUUUCAAUUGGGACAGAUGGGCAGGAGCAACAGAACAGAGUACAGAGCAAUGCCUGGCAGUCCACUGACUGUUCAGACCUCGGGGAGAGGCUGUGAAGUCUACGGGAAGAGCCAUGUUGCAUCUGAGAAUUCAAGUCGUUUACUCACUGUUCUCCUCUUCCGCCUGCCCAAAGAGGAAGUCGUCGCAUAUAUAGAGCCAGGCACGCCAGCUCCUGACGCAGACAUCAUGACCGUGAGACAGAACUGGACACCAGACCCCAGACCUUUGUGGGUCCUGUUCCUGUGUGCCCACUUCGUCUUCCAUUUGGCCAGAGCCGCACCUACACCUCAGGCCACCACAGUUGGCACUGCCUCGGCUGGGACUGCAAAGGAUCCCUGCCCCUUCUGGCCCCCGACGCUCCCAACAGUUAAGCGGUGCCCAGCAUUGGAGGUGACCUGGCCAGACGUGAAAAUCCCAAUAAAUGAAACGCUGACCUUGUCCUGUACUGCCUGUAGCCGCUUCCCCCACUUCAGUAUCCUCUACUGGCUGGGCAAUGGUUCCUUCAUCGAGCAUCUCCCUGGCCGGCUGCGGGAGGGCAGCACCAGGCGGGAGCGCAGGGGCACCAGCACCCAGCUGUGGAGAGCCUUGGUGCUGGAGGAGCUGAGCCCCGCCCUGCACAGCACCAACUUCUCCUGUGUUUUCGCGGAUCCUGAGUACACUGUCCUGCGUCACGUCGUCCUAGCCCAGCUCUCUGUGACGAACCCAAGGGAAGGUUUCUAGGGACCGGAGGAGCUCUGCUGCAAUGUGGGGAGGAAAGGGUAGGCUUCUCCCAGGGCAGCCUCCAGCUAAUGACCACCAUUCCUCCAAGUCCCCAAGCCUGAGUGGAAACUAAACAGAGCUCAGGGCGCAGGCAGAGGUGGCAUGGCCUAGGGGUAGUGACGAGAUGUCCCUCUCCCUUUGGCCCUGGGCCGUGUCUGCCUUCACUGUCCCCAGGCUGGGCUGAGGACAGUCAUAUCCCCUACUCAGGAAGCCCUCCAGAGGGUCCCCUCUGCCUCCCCAUCCUGACGGGUGAGUUCUGAAGCCUGGAGAAACGCCACCUCUUCAUUUCAGUCUUGGCUCUCAGCUCAGGCCACAUUGUGCCUCCCACCUAGUGUUAUGUUUGUACAAGGCAUACUGCGUUUUACUGCACUUCACAGAUACUCCUUUCUUUUUUUACAAAUUGUAGGUUGGGGCAGCCCUCCGUCAAGUUAGUCUGUCAGUGCCAUGUCCCAGCAGCAUUUGCUCACUUCAUGUCUGUCUGUCACAUUUUGGUAAUUCUCGCGAUAUUUCAAACUUCCCUCAGUAUUGUAUUUGUUACGGUGAUCAGUGAUCUUUGAUGUUACUAUUGUAAUUGUUUUGGGGUGCCAUGAACCGUGCCCAUAUAAGAUGGUGAACUUAAUCGAUAAA